CCCCUCCCCUCGCCCGUUUUCCGCAGCCUUACGGACUUAUGUCCUCGCCGCUCGCUCGCUCGCUCGUUCGUUCGUCCGUUCCACCGCUCUUUCCGCUUUUUACCCUUCCUAUUAAAAAUCCGUCGACGGAUUUUCGACCCUACGCGUCGCACAUGUGGGUCCGUGCGAGAACCACACGGAAUCGAAUAGGUUGAACAGUGUCAAAAGUUCCGCGAUUGUGGGGGUGGACGUUGGUCCGACGAAGAGGGACAAAGUGACUGGCCCACGAGAGUGCGGCAAAGAGGGAGUCGAGGAGAGUGUGUCGUUUACAAACGGGGAAGGGUGGGGGUCGAGCAGUACACAUUUCGAAGAGAGAAACGUACACGAGAUCGUGUACAUUCUUGGCAAAACUUUUUUUUUUAUCGAGUCUCGGUGUACGGGUAUACGUAUACGAGUUUAUCAGACCUAUGAAAUCGCAUCGGAGCCGUGUAUCAGCGUUUUGAGUGCGGAUAAUUAGUGUUCCGUUGCGUUACCGCCGAAACGUCAUUCUCAAAGAGCGACAGAUGCGUGAAUGGAGAAAAGUGCUUUUGUGUACGGGGAAGCAUGCGGAACACCGCGAGCCGAGAUGCGAUGCCGACGGCCAGUCGAAAAGUCAUGAACGGUCUGUGACAAUGCGGGAGAAAAAGGGAGGCGCCCUUAGUAGAGUACAAAAGCUGAAAAAACGGCUUAGCCACAGUUUUGGGAGACUUUCAAUAUCAAAAGAAGAGGCUGAUGAUGCUGCAAAUAGGGGUCAACUGCCAUAUAAUGGCUAUUCCGAGGAGUUCCUAGACCGUUUGGAACCAAACGGUAAUAUACCUGCAGAUAAGGAUCGCCGUUAUGAAUGGACAGGUGUGGGCGACCAUGAGAGAGUGCAUCGGCAGCUUUCCGUUUCUAGUGAUUCCAAGCUUCUUGACGAGGAUAUACGUGAAGAAGCUAGAGUUAUUUUACGACCUCGGCGUCCACCGCGACCUAAGUCAGAGGUCUUCCUUGGGCCGGAUCCACCUCCUAGAAGAACCAAAAGAUUUUCAGCUUUUGGGGGUGAUUCUCCCUUUGGUAAAUCUGAAGCAUAUAUAAAAUUGGAACAAUUAGGGGAAGGAUCGUACGCCACAGUGUUCAAAGGUUAUAGCCACCUUACAAAUCAAUUGGUGGCACUUAAAGAAAUUAGACUGCAAGAGGAAGAAGGUGCUCCAUUUACUGCCAUUCGCGAGGCAAGCCUUCUUAAAGAAUUGAAGCAUAGCAAUAUUGUAACCUUGCACGAUAUAAUUCAUACGCGGGAAACUCUUACUUUUGUUUUUGAAUAUGUUCAUACUGACUUAUCUCAAUAUAUGGAGAGGCAUGGUACCGGUAAUGGAGGGUUAGAUCCACGAAACGUUAAAUUGUUUCUGUUCCAAUUAUUAAGAGGAUUAGCGUAUUGUCAUAGGAGGAGAGUAUUACACAGAGAUGUGAAGCCUCAGAAUUUAUUAAUCAGUGAAAUAGGGGAACUGAAACUAGCAGAUUUUGGUUUAGCAAGAGCUAAAUCUGUACCGUCACAUACAUACUCGCAUGAAGUAGUGACCCUGUGGUACAGGCCACCCGAUGUUCUUCUGGGUUCCACAGAGUAUUCUACCUCGCUCGACAUGUGGGGAGUAGGUUGCAUAUUUAUGGAGAUGUUGACUGGUGAACCAACAUUCCCAGGUGUACGCUGUACGUACGACCAACUUGAUAAAAUAUUCAAAGUAUUGGGUACUCCUACUGAAGAAACUUGGCCUGGUGUCACGCACCUGCCAGGAUACAAACCACAUAGACUGGGAUUCUAUAGUUCACGAAAAUUGGGUCUUUCAUUUCCUAGACUCUAUGAUAUUGCUGAAGGUGAUAGUAUGGCAUCAGCGCUUCUACAGCUAAAUCCUGAUCAACGGAUAGGAGCUGAGGAAGCUUUAAGGCAUCCUUAUUUUGCCUCCCUUCCUAGAAAACUAUACGAGUUGCCUGAUGAAGUAUCGAUAUUUAGCGUUGAAGGUUGUCAUUUGUAUACAAAUUCAAGGCACGUAUGUGCAGAUUCGCGUCACACAUCUCUUAAAACUUGAGGUUAAAAGCGAACAUAAAGGAAGUAAAAAAUAAGUAAUUCUCAAAAUUCACAUGUUCAGCGAUGAAAAAUGUUCAUUCUCAUACAGAUUCACACAAGCGGGUACGCCUCGAUUCAUUUAAACAUCAUUUCCACGCGCGUCGUUCGUUCUUUCUCAGGGCUGUUCCACAAAUUCCAAUCAUCGUUCAUGGACACUUACAGGAUAAACAUGCGUACAGACAGUUAUACCACCUUUCGUUCUUGUUUUCUUCUCUUUUUUUUUAAAGUACUUACUUGCAUUAAGCGAAUUAACGAACGAUAAAUUAUAACUGGCAAAGGAAAUAACGAAAGUAAGCUAUUUGUGGCUAAAUGAAGUAAAAACGAUUUUAUGAGAUUCGCACGCUCGAUUUAGAAAGCAAAAGCACGCACGACCCAUCCUCGCACUUCGUCCAAAUAUUAGAUUUAGAUUGAUACCAAUCAAAAG
Nomia melanderi (Alkali bee) is the source of this 2540-nucleotide messenger RNA. It is a transcript of the gene Eip63E, whose product is annotated as cyclin dependent kinase Eip63E. Gene Ontology annotation, biological process: protein phosphorylation. Gene Ontology annotation, molecular function: cyclin-dependent protein serine/threonine kinase activity; ATP binding. The record is from RefSeq and is a predicted model, not a curated record. Gene Ontology annotation, cellular component: nucleus; cytoplasm. NCBI's taxonomy places the organism in Eukaryota, Metazoa, Arthropoda, Insecta, Hymenoptera, Halictidae.